AUGACGGCACUGAGAGACUUAGAUAUUAUAAACUUUAGUAAUCCAUCAUCUGGAUUUGACAAUAUAGGACCACAAUGCAAUGAUAUCAAAAGUGGUGAUUUGGACACCGAAGAAGUAAAGUCUAUUUUGCAUCAACAUAAUUUAUAUCGCAAUUUCGUGGCUAGUGGACAAGAAAUACGAGGCAAUCCUGGACCACAACCUCCUGCUAAAAACAUGAUGGAACUAAUGUGGGAUAGUGAACUGGAAAAAUUAGCAAAACGAUGGGUACUUCAAUGUGUUCCAAGCAAAGAUGAGUGUCGUGAUGUAAGUCGUUUUGCGGUGUGGCAAAACAUCCACAUUUUAUACAUUGAGUCACUCGAAGCAGGAACAACUGGUCUCCACCGCAUUCCACUCCACGUUCAAUCGUGGUCGGACGACGUUGAGAAUUUCGAUACUGCCGAAGUUGGGUUAGUGGACUUUGCCAGAGACAACAGAGGUCCAUACAUUGGCAUAGCAGCUGGUAAAAUAACCCAUGUGGGUUGUGGUCGUGCAAUGUACUCAGUAGACUUGCGGCAUUUAAAGAUGACGGAUUUUCAACAGACGUCCAGGGAAAACAAGACCUUUAAUAACAUUCAUUUCUCUCAAACUCAUCAACGCCUUGAAGUACUCGUUUGCAAUUAUGGUCCUAUUGAUCGUACCAAACCACAAAAUCUUUAUGACGACGGAAUCCCUGGACAAUGUCCCGGGGGUCUUACUCACAGCAACCACUAUGAAUAUCUAUGCAAAAAAAAAGAAGAUGAAGAUGAAGAACAAUGGCUUGAACGUAGACGAGAAAAAAAUAGCAGUUGUAGGAUGGAUCAAUUUACCACAAUACUAUUUUCUGCCAUACUUGGACAAUUUGUCAUAAAUAUGUUACUGUCUAUUGGUUAGCGAUAAAAAUACGAUUUUAUUCGGAUUGCCAUUGUGAACACGAUUG
This is a messenger RNA of Chelonus insularis, 955 nucleotides long. RefSeq names its product venom allergen 5.02-like. The transcript is spliced from 6 exons. Bases 1 to 909 code for a protein of 302 amino acids. The record is from RefSeq and is a predicted model, not a curated record. Lineage: Eukaryota; Metazoa; Arthropoda; Insecta; Hymenoptera; Braconidae.